This is a messenger RNA of Closterium sp. Naga37s-1, 1890 nucleotides long. The record is from the annotation of a GenBank genome assembly. Lineage: Eukaryota; Viridiplantae; Streptophyta; Zygnematophyceae; Desmidiales; Closteriaceae.
AUGGUCUCGCCAGUCGCGGCAGAGCGAGGCGCAGCGAAUCAAACAUGGCAGUCACUUCGUGAGUCAGUAGUGCCGGCGGCCACAGAAACCAAGUCCGUGGCUGACUCCAAGUCGGCAAUCUCGAGGGUCGACUCGUGGGUCGACGACCACCUGCUGGUGCCACCUCCCCCAGCCGAGCCCGAUAAGAGCGACGGCGACUUCGGCGACGUCGCAGAUGGUGUCGCCGACGGCGGUGUUCCCGCGGACCCGCUCACGCGAAAGGUCGCAGCGUUGGAGGUGGAGAACUGCGAGAUGACCGGGCGAGUCGCUGGGCUGGAGGCGAUGCUUCGCGAAAAGGAGCAGGAGUCGCACGAGCUGCGUCGUCAGCUGCUGGCGAUCACUCGCGCGCUGGAGGAGGGCAGCCACGCCGACACGCUGUCGCGCGCGGAGCUCCUCAACCAGGUGCUCAGCCUAGCCAAUCAGGUGAAAGAACUUUCCUACGAACGCGCGGCGCUGCUCAGCGCGCCUGGCGGCGUGGCAUUUAACUACGGCCUGGGGGGCGGGUCCAAGAAGUCCGUCGCUUCCGAAAAGGCCCCCGAAGAACAUCCCGUCGGAGAAUUUGCAGGUGUCGAGGAAGGAAGUUCUGCAGAUAUUGAGGACAAGCCGGAUGAGCCAGCAGCAGCGGAUGCUGCGCGGGUGUCGAGCUACCGCCCUCCGCCGGCAGAGGCUCUGGUACCCGCGUCUGCUGCGGAAGAAGAGGAUCAUGGCACGGAGCCGCUGUCCUCGGCGCCGUCAAUGGCGCCGUCGAUGACGCCUUCGCGGCCGGGCACGUCUCUCUCGUCGCGAUCGCAGCAGCUCAUUCCGCGAUCGUACACCAUGCCUGUCCUCGCCCCGUCGGGACCGUCGUCCCAAUCACGCCUGUCGGCGCUCCCCAUGUCAAUAGUACCGUACGAUCCUGCUACUGCCGCCGAGAGCAUGGCAAAUGUAACGGCGCCGAUUGCAGGGGCUAUUGUUCCGUACCAGCCGCCGGACGGUAGUCUAGUGGCAGGGGAAGGGGAAGGCUCGGAAAGCGCAGUUGUAACGUACAUGCCCCCAACGGGCCCCAGCGUUCGAUCCAAUCCGUUUGACCGGCCGAACACGUACGAGAUGAACCGCCCGCAGGCAUCGGGGCCGAGCGCGAAGCCGAGUCGCGUGCAGAGCUUCGUGCCGUCGACUGUCCCUGAAACGGCAGCUGAAGGAGCCACGUCCGGCCUCGGCGCAAUGCGCGGGGCGAUUGCGACGCUGAUUCGUUGCGGGACGCGUCCAGAGGUCCGCGAGAUUCAGAUUCGGCACCUGGAGAAGCUGAACCGGUCCAAGCGGGUGACCCCAGAGGAUAUCUUCGCUGCUAUUCAGUCGAGAUGCCUCACCAUUCUGGCGCAGGUGGAACCUCCUUCAGGAUUUAACAUUCUGGGCGUGAAGGUCAAGAUUCCCCGCAAACUCACCUCCUUCUCUUCCUCCAUCUCCCUCACCUCUACCUCCUCCGCCUCUACCACUCCUUCCAACAUCCGGGUCACCGACUCUGAAGCCAAGUUCCUCACCAGCCCCUCGGUAGAACUCGUGGCAUUCCUGUUUGCUGCCGUUGUCACGCACGCAUGGGCGCCGAUUGAGUGUUUUCCGGCCAUAAUGGAGCAGAUGGGCAACAUGUAUGUGCGGCGGCUGCUCAUUGUUGAUUUCCUGGAUGCUGCCUUCAAGCGCGUGGGUCGCCUGGGAGUGGAUGCCCUGGUGCAAGAUCUACGGGGAAUAGACAGGCUGCUGGGAGUGAAGGAGGAGAGGCUGCCUUCAGUCAAGGAGCUUAGCAACUGCAAGGUUCUAGUCAUGAUUCAUAGCAAGGCUGGCCUCCAGUGGAAGAAAAAAUGGGUUUUUGGGAAGUAG